AUGGAGUGUGGCCCAUUUCUGCCGGACAGCCUGGUGUUGGAGAUCUUCUUGCGUUUACCCCAUGAUGCCGUGUUGAGAGCUGGUCUGGCCUGCAGACAGUGGCUGGCUGUCUCCAGAGAUGAGUUCCUGUGGAGGGAGUUGUUUUACAGCUACUACCGCAUCCCCCGCUCUGUACCCAGGCACCCAGCGGCUGUGUCAUGGUACAGGGAGUUCAAACGUCUCUUUGACUGUAUUCCUUGUGUGGAGGUUCAGACGCUGAGAGAGCACCAUGACCAAGUGCUCCACCUGGCUUUCUCCCACAGGGGGCACCGUUUCUCCUCUUGCUCCAAAGACUGUACUGUCAAGCUGUGGGAUACCGAGCGGCCAGAUGGUACCAUCUCCUUGGUGCACAGCUCCAGCAUGCGGCAGUUCAACUGGGGCUACACCCAGUUCUCUCAGUUCAAUGCUGAUGACAGCCUCCUGCUAGUGUCUGGUGUCUACCUGGGGCCGCACCAGUCCUCCUCUGGGGAAAUUGCCGUCAUCAGCAUGGACAAUUACACCCUCUUGUCGCGGGUCAGGAACAAACCCUAUGAUGUGUUUGGGUGCUGGCUGAACGAGACCCACUUGAUCUCUGGGAACCUGCACUGGAUCGGCAACAUGACGUCCUGCUCUGUGCUCUGGCUCAAUAAAGCCUUCCAGGAUAUUGAAUCAGAGAACGUCAAUGUGGUCAAGAGACUUUUCAAGAUCCAGAACAUCAACGCCAGCACCAUCCGCACAGUGAUGGUGGCCCACUGCCGGCGUCACGACAACCCGGACUUGCUUCUGGACUACGAGGCUCAGUCACAAGCGCGGGCCAAGGCCCAAAGCCAGACAGGACAGGAGUACCAGCCCCUUCUCUUUGACCUGGGUGCCACAGACAGUGAGGAAGAAGAAGAGGAAGAGGAGGAUGAGGAGCACCAGAGGGAAAUGAAGCAUCAGGGCCUCUCCACUGCCCGUGUCCGCCAGCCUAAUGUCUCAGGUCUGGAGCAUGUUAUACAGGGCUGUCAGAGUGUAGGGGCCAUGGAGCUAGAGAUUGAGGCCACAGUGGCCCGAAUGAUGGGUAGAGCCCACACAAAGGCCCCUGACCCCGGCCUCCUCGGCCCAUCUGCCCCCGGGGAGGGAGAGGACAAGACCUACCUGCUCUUCACCACUGGUAGCCUUACUUACUCCCCUCACCAGAUAGGUAUUAAGCGCAUCAUGCCUGACCAGAUGACCACUUGUGGCCCUGUCCUCGGGGAGGAGCGCAGUUCAGACGAGUUCUUUGAUUCGCUGGACCAUGUGAUUGACAUCCAUGGUCACAUCAUUGGUAUGGGCCUUUCUCCAGACCAUAGGUACCUUUAUGUAAACAGCCGGGCGUGGCCAGCAGGAUGCAUAAUCUCGGACCCCAUGUCACCGCCCCCCAUUGCUGAGGAAAUCGACCUGCAUGUUAUUGACCUUAAGAGUCUGAGGGAGGAGAGAAGGAGCCUGCGCGCACAUCGAGCAUUCACACCAAACGAUGAAUGCUUCUUUAUCUUCCUGGAUGUUAGCAGAGACUUUGUCGCCAGUGGAGCAGAAGACAAGCAUGGCUACAUCUGGGACCGUCACUACAAUAUCUGCCUGGCACGCCUGGCACACGAUGACGUGGUCAACUCUGUGGCCUUCAGUCCCGCAGACCAAGAGCUGCUGCUGUCUGCCAGCGACGAUUCUACCAUUAAGGUGUGGCGUUCACCACGCAUGGUCCGCUUGGCACAGACUCCCGCCCGGCCGCCCAGGCCUCGCAAACUCCUGUCUUCCUGGCUGAACCGCAACAAGAACGCCACGUCUGCCAACAGUGUCAAUGGAAAACCUUGAGUCAGGUUGGAAAAUACUUGAGGGAGGGAGAGGGAAGAGGAAUUUUGUUUUAUCUGUUUCCUCUAUGGUGUGAAAUUACACUCCAGGUAUGCAUGCCGUGUGGGUACUGUACACGGCUCACUCUCACACAGUUCUGACCCGUGGCAGUGCUGGGUGUCCUCAUCCAGCAGGACACUGGAUGUGAUGUGACUCAGGGUUAGAUGCAAGGGAGCGCUAUUGCAAUAGCAACUAACAGAAAUCACCGUAAACUUGCUAUUGCUGUUAGCAAGGGUGAUACUAAUGUUAUCACCAUAGAUAGAAAUAGCGUAGAACUUACACCUAAAUGCACAUCCAAACCUGUUCUCCAAAAGAAGGUUGUAUCUGUAUUUAUUUUACAAUGUUUCACCUAAAUAGAUCCCCGGUGUGUUUUCCCUCAAGCUGAAGGUCGGCCACGUGAAUUUGAACACCGACCUUCUGGACCUUGUUAUAAUGUAAACAUGUUGGAGAGGCGGCUCUUUACAGUUGUGGUUGUUAUAUCCUGCCCAACAAAUGCAAAGUACAGUAACUGAAAAUUAUUAAAAAACAAACAAACAAACAAACAAAAAAAUGUAAAGAAUUCUUGCAAGUUUUCUAUCUUGUAUAUGAACACAAUUGUGUCAUUUUUUUAAAAAUAUGAUUUUCAGAGUAUCCGAGUCACAAUAACCAUGAAAAUAAGGGAAAACAUUUAGCUUUCACUGCAGUCUGCCUUGGUCUCCCAUGGCUUGGUCAGGUGGAACAGUCACUGGGGAUCAUUAAGCUGAGGAGUGACUACUGAAUUUAUAAUGGAAAGAUAAUGUUGAAAGACACUUCAAAUUUAAGGUGGACUGAUACUGAAUUAUUGGAUGUUUUACCGUACACUGUUAUCCAGGCUAGCCAGCCAGUUGAGCAGCGAGCUGUUUUGCUACUUGUGAGCAAAUCUUUGUCGGGCCUACAUUGUAUAAGAUAAGAAAAUGUAAUAAUGUCAUGAUCACAAAGUGUAUACCCCCCAUCUCUAAAGAUGAUGCACAUUUUUAACACCGUUCAUUUAUUCAUUAUUAGAUGCUGUUCACUCUUGCAUCACAAGGAAAUGCCCUUUAAAGAUCUGGGAAGCUGGACUCAAAUAUUAUUAUAAGGCUCUAAACCUCAGAUAUGAUAAAUGAAUGCCUUGUUAGUAUGUUUGUCCAGUUUUGAAGGCAGUGGCUGGGUGUGUCACUCAUUUAUUAAUAUUCAUAGUCUACCCGGAACUUUUAACCUCUCGCCUCACUUAAAUCUGUACAGUUGCGGUACACCAGCCCUUUCCCUUUUAGUCUCACACCUCUGCUCUGACACAGGGAACAGAGAGAGAGAAGAGCGCCUGCGCUGAACUCAAUCUCCACAAAUACAGAAGGAACAGAGUAUCAGUUCAAUACAGAGUGCAUUUUUAAGUUUCCAGUUAUGAAACAAUUCUGUCUUUUACGGGACAGUUGGCAACCUUACCGGUUAGUCCCACAAGCAAACCUAUAAAUUUUAAUAAAAGGUUACUUACCAGAUCAGCAUGCCUCUGUGCUGCACCCUGGGCCUUGCUUACUGGAAGUUGCCCCUUUUACCUAAUUAAAUAUUUCGGGUAGAAGCAAUUUUACUGCUUGUUUGAACUUAGUUACAUGUUUCGGUCCACCCAGUUGAAACCUGUUGCCUGAACAGAGGGGAAGGCCAGCUGAGAUCUUUCAGGGCUGACUGCUCUUUGUAGUGGGAUUCAUUUCAAAAUAUCCUCAGGGUCAGUUAUGAAUGCAGAUAUGUGUUAAAGUAACCCAUUGCUAAAGAAAUCGCUGCUUCUAGUUUCCCAGACCUUUAAUUGAUAGAGAGGCACUCUGAGGUAUCUGGAUGAUUGUCAGCAAUGGAUGCGGAUGGAUGGAUUUUUUUUUUUUCCUCAUCACCUGAUAGAAUGUUUGUUUAGUUUUCACGAAGCUUUCCCCACUGAGUGUAAAAUCCUGGUCAUUGCUAUGGAGUUGUUUGUUACACUGCAUGAGUUCAGCCUCAUCACGGACAACUUGGAGUUUGCCUGAAUAAAAUUUGAAAUAUUAUCUUAACAGAA
Molecule: messenger RNA, 3916 nt
Organism: Myripristis murdjan (pinecone soldierfish)
Lineage: Eukaryota; Metazoa; Chordata; Actinopteri; Holocentriformes; Holocentridae
Gene: fbxw5
Product: F-box and WD repeat domain containing 5
Exons: 9
Coding region: 1-1848 (615 amino acids)
Biological process (GO): protein ubiquitination
Cellular component (GO): SCF ubiquitin ligase complex; Cul4-RING E3 ubiquitin ligase complex
Molecular function (GO): protein binding
Source: RefSeq, a predicted model, not a curated record